Messenger RNA from Leishmania braziliensis MHOM/BR/75/M2904, 3066 nucleotides. RefSeq lists its product as hypothetical. The transcript has a single exon. The record is from RefSeq and is a predicted model, not a curated record. NCBI's taxonomy places the organism in Eukaryota, Euglenozoa, Kinetoplastea, Trypanosomatida, Trypanosomatidae. The coding region runs from base 1 to 3066 and encodes 1021 amino acids.
AUGCUGCCCCUGCGCGCUACCCCUGCGCGCAAGUCCUUUGUUCUCGCUCUUGAAGAGGAAAACCAAGUACAUACAAUAGAGACGACGUCGCCGAAGUAUUCGGAGGUAGAGACCUCACCGGUACCCCUUACCUGGGGGAGUGAGUCCACCCCCGCCUCACCCUCACCACCCUCCGGCAUCAGCCGUCACUGCUUUCGUCCAACCCACAAGAUAUUUGCUCUGUCGGUCGUGCCGACGAUGAAAGGAACGAACGACCUGGCGCAGGCGACCAAUACUGCUUCCUCCCCUACCUCACGUAUGCAACUUGGCACCUCACCUAGAGCGUCUUCUGCACCGCCGGGAUCACCUUCACCAGUUCGCAGUAUCAUCGACUUCUACCUUGGGCAUUCACCGUCACUGCACCGACCUACACAGUACGUGACGAGUGACCUUACGGAACGCGAGAAAGGGGAACUCAAUAGUGAUGCAGAGGCGCCAUCCCCCUCGCUAUCAUCGUCUCAGGCUUCGGAGCUUUUUUGUCAGAGCCGGACCCCAGCGCGUGCCUACAUCGAGGAUUUUCUGGCGACGACAGAUGUAGAUGAGGACGGUGACGGUGACCUGCGGCCAGUAAGGACCGCACCGCCGAUACGCGACAACGGCAGCGUAGCAGCACCUAAUCCUAUAUCAACCUCGUCGCGCGUAGUCCGCGUGGCGGUGGGUAACUCACCGGUUGUACCAGAGAUGUGGGACGACACGAGCUCGUCAUCGUCCACGUCUUCAACAGAUGUCUCGGAUGGCUUUGAGAAGGCAGAGGUGUCGCAGCAGCGGCUCCACAGUGAGUCGACCGCGCUCAUCCAUCUCGACUCCGCUUCGCCGAACUCUCCGUUACCUACUCAGCUGACCGCCUCCCCAACGCUGUGGAGGCGGUGCACGAAAGACUCGCUUCAGCGGGAAGGAAACGCUGCGCAUGUACCGCAAGUGUCCGUGUCCAUGAUACAUGAGAAACAUGUAACCGCCCCAAUUCCUCACACGAAUGCAGCACCGCCUGUAACUCCCUUCGCUAUGGAUGCCAGAACCAACCUCAACAGGAGUAGCUCUUGCCUGUCCCAUCGCACCGGAGAUGUUCACCAUUGUGAGGCAGUGGAGAGAGUCUUGCGCUUCCCACUCUAUACGGAACCGGUGGAAGGCGCACACAUAGACUCCGCGGAGGUGGUGAACGAUGUGGGCGAGAAGGUUACACAGAUAGCCUGUACCACCACGCUCGCUACGCCUGUCAUCUCAGAUGAGGUCGUCAGGUAUUGUAGCGUAGAACAGCGAGCACACCGGUUGCCAUUCCUAGCGCCGCCUUACUCGUCACCGUCACCUAGUCAUACCCUGGCGCCAUCGUCCGUGGAUGUAGAGAAAUGCGUCACGAUACAACCUCCCACUAGUGCUGGAGAGAACAGUCGAAGCGACUCAUGGUGCGGAGGUGUUGGCGGCAGUCAAAAUGCAGCCUGUCGCGCGGCAGAGACCGACGUGAAGUGGCAGGCAGUAGCCGCUGCCGUCGCAAAGCCACACGUCGUGGGGCAGGGCGAUACAGCUCAAGGGACAGUGUACCGCUUAGUGGACAGCAACGCGGCUUCUUUUCCCAUGGAUCAGCGGAAUCCUGAACCACCGCUGCUGCGGCACGCCGCGAAGCAGACGGCUGCCAGUGAGCGUCCCCCGCUGCAAAGUUCCUCGGCGAAAAAGCCAAGUGUGCGCUCGCUUCUCGUAAGGCUCUAUCCAGGUCCGUCCACGCCAACGCACCCUGGCGCAGAUCAUAAAAUCGCGUCUCAUGACAAACGCUAUGUCUCCCAGAUUCCCCAACACACGGCUGACCCACCACCGCCUCGUUGGAACGUGUCCACCAAAGCUCACUACAGCCCGCUCACGGAAGGUACUGAGCUGGCGCAUGCGGGCAAAUGCCACCUCCGAGUACGACAAGGCAGCCGAAGUUUGAACAGUGACGACUACAUAAGCGAGCGGAUCGAAGGUUCACAUCGCCGCCUCAGUAGGUCCGUGCCGCCAAAGGCACCACUGCACACGCGCACCUCGCUCUUGCGACUAGAAGCGACAAAAACACGCAAAGAGGCAGAAGCAGCGCUUCGUGAAGAAAUUGAAUCGCCGUCAUUUCAUCCGACUGUUUCGCCGCAGAGCGCACGUAUCUGCCGAGAAAAACUUCGAGAACUGAAGCGAUCGAAGGGUGCUGUUGCGACUGUCGUGAUGCACGGAUUUCAGCAGGAGCAGGCAUCGCGAACCCAACACUUCAAAAGAAAUGCCAAAGUGCGGCAAGGCACCUUUGGACAGGAUGUCUUGUGGGGCGACGCCACAGUGAUGGCGGAGGUCUCCUUGUCGAGCUCAGAUGAACCUGAUGCACUAGCGAAUGCCCAGGUGUUGCAUCCAUCAGCCCCCUUAGUGAGACGUCUAUCUGCCACACAACCACCUACGCCUCAGGUCUCGGAGUCUUGUGAAAUGAGUUCCACCACCGGUGCACUUGUGCACACGGGCACCGCUGUGCUGCGAGCACGUCAGCAGACAUGGCCGCAUCAACGGCUGCAAGCGAUAAAACGGGAAGAGCAGUCGCAGAUGCCCAUGCACCAUCACAGUAGUGCUUCAUCUUCGGCCCUGCGACAGUCGACAGAUGAUCCAGGAUGCCUGGAGCCGCUUCGUCUACAACCACUCUCUUCCACAAAUCACAUUGACAUCUCGACGCAGUGCAAUCUGCUGCCUAGUGAAUGCGCGGCGGCGUCCACAAUGACGGCUUCUCCUGGUAAGGAAUUACAGCCCAGUGCCAUCCCCUCGUCGGCUGGCGCAGAAGACGCGCCACUUCUUUUCGAUAUGCCGAUUGAAACGCAGACGGCGCUUCACCGCGUGGACUUUUACAGCGCAGCUCUACCCGACGCACCAGAGACGCACAUCACCUUGCCGGAGAGGCAGCAGCGGAUGGAGGACCGACUUCGGGAACUUGAAAUGGAUCGGCGACGUCGACUGACAAUGUCAAGCUACCAUGCACAAGCGUGCGGCUUGGCGGCACGGCAACCCCUUUGCAAACCGUUCACAGGUCGUUGA